Molecule: messenger RNA, 540 nt
Organism: Angiostrongylus costaricensis
Lineage: Eukaryota; Metazoa; Nematoda; Chromadorea; Rhabditida; Metastrongylidae
Source: the annotation of a GenBank genome assembly
AUGAUCGGAAACAAUAUUUUCUGGAGACAACUCGGUGAAUAUGUCAAUAACUAUGGAUUAGCGAUGAUCGCUGUCACUAUAAUGAUUGUUACUGAAUCAACGGUGUUAAUACGGCUUCAGAGCAGCAUACUGAUCGGCUACGCAUUACAUUAUGUCGUAAACAUCUACCCAGCGAAGCGUACACAAAUAAUGGACACACUGAACAGUGAAGAACCCAGUGAAGAUCGAAAAGAUGAACCUACGGAACUUGUCAGCGACACAUUACGGACAGAAAAACUGAAGCAAGUUGGCAUUGUGCAAGGAGUGAUAAAUAAUGAUCUGACUAUGGGAAAGUUGCAUGGAAAACUUGCAACAGCACAACUGAGAGCCCGUACCAAGAAAAUGCAAGAGGAUAUGACUUUGGAACAGAGAAACGAUGAGGGUCGUACGAAGGCGGAGCAACUUGAAUCAAUCAUAAAACUUAUGAUGCAAAAUAAGGAAAAGUUCGGCAUAACAAGUGAAGACGACAUUAAUGAACAGUUGAAGAUGUACAAUUUCUAA